GCCAUGCCGAGGCCAAGGCCACAACCGCAAACAUCGCUGCAAGGGUGGCUGCGCGCUUCAGCGACCGACCGGCGGGCGUCACCUCGGCAUCUACUGCCCUCGAGGACACGUUCAUCCAAAGCCCCGAUAAAAGGCAUCGAAAGGAAGCUCCGAUCAGGCCGUGCGCUGAUGGCAUGGCGGGCCGGGCCAGCAACUGCUGGGUCCAGGAGCCCCGGCCUUCGAAGUGGCAGGGGCCGUCUCCGCCUCUCCGUGCUGAAAACCUUUCGCUGCACCGCGGAAGUCAAGCUCUGCCGAGUGGUCGGAUGAGCCUGCGAAAGGAGCGGACCACGUCAGCGGCAUCUCUGACAUGUGGCAUAUCGUGA
This is a messenger RNA of Symbiodinium necroappetens, 362 nucleotides long. The record is from the annotation of a GenBank genome assembly. Lineage: Eukaryota; Dinophyceae; Suessiales; Symbiodiniaceae.